This is a messenger RNA of Colletotrichum navitas, 2094 nucleotides long. Its product is annotated as male sterility protein. The transcript has a single exon. Gene Ontology annotation, cellular component: peroxisome. Gene Ontology annotation, molecular function: alcohol-forming very long-chain fatty acyl-CoA reductase (NADP+) activity. The record is from RefSeq and is a predicted model, not a curated record. Bases 376 to 1743 code for a protein of 455 amino acids. Gene Ontology annotation, biological process: long-chain fatty-acyl-CoA metabolic process. NCBI's taxonomy places the organism in Eukaryota, Fungi, Ascomycota, Sordariomycetes, Glomerellales, Glomerellaceae.
CUUUGUUUCUAGACAACCGCUAAGAGUCUCACUCUGUCUUAGUCCGGACGAUUUCAUUUGUCUCAAUUCAUCUACUGGGUGGCUGACGAGCCAAGUCGAGAACGAAACGAGGCAAUACAGCCGUUGGAUAUCCCAAGGUCUCCUGUACUGAGUCAGAUAGGACGCAUACCGCGUUCACUGGCCUGCAAAGGCGUCUGUGGACUUGCGUCUCGGCUGCAGAGAGGAGGUGGUAAGACAUUCGUUACUUCGGCACAACGCGAACUUCGGCCAAUAGACGCCGAUAGAAUACAUGAAACCACAGAACGCUAUCAUUGUGGCUGAUAGAUUUAUUCUUGGCAAGCCUUAGGACUACAAUUAUCAAGCCGGUCAAUCUCUAUGUGUAAAGAGAUGUGGCACUGCUUGUUGACCCCCGGGUACUUAGCUGGGCCGCUUCCCAACCUUGCAUUCUGCGAUGGUCCGCUUCCGCUUUGGAAUACUACCACUUUUAGAUCUUGCAUUUUUCAGCCACAAUUUUUGUUCAAUACUAUGGAUUUCUUCCAAAACCAGGUCGUGCUCCUUACGGGAGCAACGGGGGGUCUUGGGGGCUGCCUCCUGUACAAGCUCGCCGUUGUUCUUCGCGUACCCAAGAUCUACGUGGUAAUACGAAAAACACCCGAAAAGGCCAUCCAAACAUGGUCCACAAUCAUGCCGAAUCACGUCGAUGAGGUCCUUCGGACAGGCAGCAUCAAGUUUGUAUUUGGUGACCUAACAGCCCCUCAGUACGGAAUAGCGGAACACAAUAUUCGGGCUCUAGAGAAGGAUGUUACCAUCGUCAUCAAUGCCGCUGCCAACAUAAGCUUGCGGCUGCCAUUACGCCAAGCUGUCCAAGAUAAUUGUCUUUCAGCCCUUGAUCUGGGUGAAAUGGCAACGAGAUUUGCCGAGCUCGUCUGUUUUGUUCAGGUCUCGAGUGCAUACGCCUUGAGCGAUCUCCCGGACGGUCCAAUGGAGGAAAGGAUAUACCCUAUCGGCGAUGCGGACCAGCUCCUGAAUGACAUCCUUUCAGACAAGACGGACGGCUCGGGUGAAUUCGCUUGGCCGUAUGCCAGAUCUAAGAGGCUCAUGGAGUGUCUACUGGACCGGAGGAUAGGGCAGAAGGUGCCGCUGCUCAUAGUGCGUCCUACUGGUAUUGCCCCUGCAAUCCACGAGCCCUUUGAGCUGUACCUACCAAACGCGUCUUGCCCUCUGAACACUUUCUACGCCCGAAUGAUGUAUCCCACGGGCGGCUCCGCGGUCUUCCACGCCCCCGUGGGUUUCUCGUCAGGCAAGAACAUCGUCGAUGAGAUACCCGUCGACCUGGCUUCCAACAUCAUACUUCAGCACGUACGGCGCGGAACCUGUGGUGUUGUACACGCAUCGUCGCAGUCGUACAUCCCCAGGAAGUUCGAUGAUUACCUGCAAGACUUGGCACGCUAUGUCCCCGACGACUGGAGGAUCAAGAUGGCCCGGCCCGUCUUCACCACCGACCGCACCGCCCGGCAGUGCUCUGUGGCCGAGUUCUACGUCAUCAAGUCGCGGAACUGGCUUGUCAAGGCGGACCGGUCACGGGACCUUGACAUGAGCGGCCCGAUCGGCCUAGAUAUCGGUGAACACGAUCUCCAGGCCUUCACAGAGAAGCGGGUGAGACGUAUCUAUGCCGAGACAAAGAAGUUUUUAGAGACGAAGGAGGAGCGCGCUAAGAGUCGGCAACUAGAGACCAAGCUGUAGUGAGGUUGGCAUCAAUGUGUUGGGUAACGUGGUGGUCAAGAACUAUGCUGCGGUGCUUCGCGCAUUCUGAUUAUUUUUCCAUGAGUGUACAGCCAGUGAGUAGGAUUGCGGUAUAGGGUAUACCACUUUCUCUAUACUCAUUUACUAGCUAUCAGGUACCAGUAACCUGACACGGAUUAUGCUGUUUUGCUUUGUGCCCCACUGGAAAACAUGAUAUCUUGUAUGAUAGAUGCUUAAUUACUUGUAACAGCUAGACAUGUGAAAAUCGUUAGUUACCUCACGCAUUUCAAUAGAUGUGCAGUUUAUCUAAUAUAUAAUCUCUUACGGACAUCUAUAAUACCUUGAUUUGUA